Molecule: messenger RNA, 903 nt
Organism: Sus scrofa (pig)
Lineage: Eukaryota; Metazoa; Chordata; Mammalia; Artiodactyla; Suidae
Gene: TAAR4
Product: trace amine-associated receptor 4
Biological process (GO): G protein-coupled receptor signaling pathway; chemosensory behavior; behavioral fear response
Cellular component (GO): membrane
Molecular function (GO): trace-amine receptor activity; 2-phenylethylamine receptor activity
Source: RefSeq, a predicted model, not a curated record
AUGAAUUCACCGGAUCUUUGGAACGCCCCAGAAAUACAGCUUUGCUUUGCUCUGGCCAACAAUUCGUGUGCUAGAAAUGUGAGGUCUGGACUGAGUGUUGGUGCCAUGUACAUUGUCAUGAUUGGUGCCAUAGUGAUGACCAUGCUGGGCAACCUGGCUGUGAUUCUUUCCAUUGCCUACUUCAAGCAGCUUCACUCCCCCACCAACUUCCUGAUCCUCUCCAUGGCCAUCACUGACUUCUUGCUGAGCUGUGUGGUCAUGCCCUUUAGCAUGAUCAGGUCCAUUGAGUCCUGCUGGUACUUUGGUGAUCUCUUUUGCAAAGUCCACAGCUGCUGUGACAUCAUGCUCUGUACCACCUCCAUUUUUCACCUCUGCUUCAUCUCGGUGGACCGCUACUAUGCUGUUUGUGACCCUUUAUGUUAUGUCACCAAAAUUACCAUCCCUGUCAUAGGGGUCUUUCUACUCAUCAGUUGGUCUGUUCCCAUCCUCUUUGCCUUUGGCCUGGUAUUCUCAGAAUUAAACAUAAUUGGUGCAGAAGACUUUGUUGCAGCCACUGACUGCACAGGCUUGUGUGUGUUGAUAUUUAAUAAGCUCUGGGGGGUGCUGGCCUCCUUUAUAGCCUUCUUUCUCCCUGGGACAGUAAUGGUGGGGAUUUACGCACACAUUUUCACUGUAGCCAGGAAGCAUGCUAAACAAAUUGGCACAGGUUCUAUGAUGAACCAGAUUGUGUCAACAAGCAAAAGGAAGGCAUCAACCAUAAAAGGAAGCAAGGCCACCAAGACUUUAAGUAUAGUCAUGGGGGUAUUUGUGUUGUGCUGGCUCCCCUUUUUUAUCUUGACGGUCAUAGACCCUUUUAUCAGUUUUACAACUCCUGAAGAUUUGUACAAUGUCUUCCUCUGGUAG